UUGGGAACCAUGGUUUAAGGGGACUUCUAAGUCAAUUGGCAAAAUAAUUCUAUUAUGAAAACAUUCUGCAUCCCACUUUGAAAUGUGGUGUCUGGGGUCUUAAAAGCUAACAAGCAGCCAUCUAAGAUGCAUCAACUGGUCUCAACCCACCUGGAGCAAAGGAGAAUGAAGAACACCAAGGUCACAUGACAACUAAGAGCCCAAGAGACAGAGAGGGCCACAUGAACCAGAGACCUACAUUAUCCUGAGAACAGAACUAGUUGGUGCCCGGCCACAAUCGAUGACUGCCCUGACAGGGAGCACAGUAGAGAACCCCUGAGGGAGCAGAUCAGUGGGAUGCAGACCCCAAAUUCUCAUAAAAAGACCAUACUUAAUGGUCUGGAUGUGACUAGAGGAAUCCCGGCAGUCAUGGUCCCCAAACCUUCUGUUGGCACAGGACGGGAACCAUCCCCGAAGACAAUUCAUCAGACAUGAAAGGGACUGGACAGUGGGUGGGAGACAGAUGCUGAUGAAGAGUGAGCUAAUAAUAUCAGGUGGACACUUGAGACUGUGUUGGCAUCUCCUGUCUGGAGGGGGGAUGGGAGGAUAGAGAUAGUUGGAGGCUGCCAAAGUUUUCACGAAAGGAGAGACUGGAAGGGCUGACUCAUUAGGGGGAGAGCAAGUGGGAGUAAGGAGUAAGAUGUAUAUUAACUUAUAUGUGACAGACUGACUUGAUUUGUAAACGUUCACUUGAAGCUCAAUAAAAGUUAAUAAAAAAAAAAUUUUUUUUGUUUGAGGUCCAGUAGAGGCAUAUGUAUCAGUUAGCUACUGCUGUAUAACAAGCCAUCCUAAAACAGUGGCUUAAAACAAUAAGCAUUUAUUUUUGCUUCCAAGUCUCUGAAUCAGUGUGGUGUUUCUUCUGGUCUUGGCUGGGCUCACUCGUGUCUACAGUCAGGUGUAGGCUGUGUGACUCUCCUGAUCUUCACUGGGGGCAGACUACUUACUGGCUAGUCUAGGAUGGCCUCAGCUGGGAUCACUGCCUCUCUUGUACAUGUCUCUCACAUGCAUGUCUCUCAUUUCCUUCCAGCAGGCCAGCCAUGUUGUCAUGCCACUGGCAAGGAACAAGAGGGCAAGCCCCCUUUUAAUCUUCUGUUCACUUCCUGUUUGCCAGCAUCCCAUUGACCAAAGCAAGUCACAUGGCUAGGCCCAGCAUCAGAGUGGGAUGGAACUACAAAUAGGACAGAGGGCUGCAUACAGCGGGAGACCACGAAUAGGGAUCAUUCAUGAAUGCAAUCAAUCUAACAUAGGAUACGGUGAUCAUUUUUAUCUGGAAAAGAAAGGCUUCACAGAAGAGGGUACACUAGAGCUAAGUAUUGAAACAUGAGAGUAUUCACUAAGUGGGCAGCUGUUACUUGGAACUGGACGCAGGCCAGUUUACCACAAUCAGUAGAAACCCAGCAGGUCUUUCUGCGCUUAAGACAGACAAGGUUUUAUUAUUUUUAUCUUGGCUUCAUUCCCUCUGGUCGAGCACAGGACAGCAGGCAUUCAACAAAUGUUUAUAGAAUUGAAUUGAGUAUCUUAGUGUGAAUGAGGUGUGGAUUGAAACAGCUGAACCUUGGAGCCAAUUGUUUGAAAGAACAGCUUAACAUCAACUCGCCCAAAACAGAAAUCCUUGUAUCUGGCAGUUUCUCAUUCAUUCGUCCCACAAACAUUUUGAGUGCCUGUUGUAAGCCAAGUUCUGUGCUGAAUGAUAGAGGACACGAUACGCAGCCUGGGCUACUGCUUAAAUGGACAAGACUAAUAACACUUUCCAACCAGCAUGUUAAUCCAGCUACUUGGGGCUCCAUUCUUAAUGCUAACUCGUCCAAAAAAAUGCAUCAGGAGCUGGUGCUGUACAAAAUCAGAAGUUCUCAGGAACAGUACUGAGGCUCUCUGAUGGUCAAGGGCGCUAAGUGGUAAAAAUCUGCCUUCAAAUAUUUAAAGCUGAAAUCUAUGUCCAGUGGCACAGAAUCUGGGAUCCUAAUCCAGGAUUUACCCAAAACCUAGGGCAGAAAGUCCUCACUUAGAAAAGUAUCCAGUCCUGCUCAAAGGCAUCAAGCCUGUUGUAGGUGUGAAAGUGGGCUUCUGUUUGGGUGGGAACACAAGCCAAGGGUCCUUUGUACAAAAGAAUGUGUUCAUUGUUGUCUGCCUGUUGAUUCGACAUCUAAAAGAUUCAGGUCUCCCUAGUCCACAACCCAUGCCCACUUUGCAGAGAAUUCAUCUGUGAAGUGACACAAACUCGCAUUUGCCUAAAGCUCAGUUAAAACUUUGAGAGGAAGAUAGUCAUUUUCUAUCCUUCCAAACUUGUUAAAACUCUGCCCUUGCAUAAAUCACCAAAAAUGGAGUGAACUGUAUUAAGCUAAAACUAAAUUACAGGUUAUUAGCUCCUUGGUUUUUUUAACAGAAAUUUCAUUUUAAGAACUUUUGCCAAUUUCUCUGUCUCUGCAAACAGACUAUCUGCUUCUAUGAAUCAAAUAAGAACUGCAUAUUCCAAGGUUUCCCUUUUUACUUUGGCUGCCAGGAAUUUCAGAGUUAAAUAUAGGCUUAGUUUCCUAAAUUCCGUGGUACAUCUCUCUCCUUUAAUCUGGCUUCCAAUCUCUCUCUUCCAUUUUAAAUUUUCUACAUCUGCACUGUCCAAUACAUGUGGCUAUUGAGCAUUUGACCUACAGGUAGUCCAAACUGAGAAGUGCUGUCAACAGUAGUUUCUAAUAUUGGUUGCAUGUUGAAGUAAUAUUUUGGGUUAAAUAUACUACUAAAACUUUGUGUCACAAAACCCCAUGGUAAAGUUUGGUUUCAGCUCUCUUCUCCCCAGGUGAGUAGUGUUCUCAUGGCUCUCCCUAGUCUCCAGCCAAGUCUGUUCUAGGUGUUACUUAAGCUAACAAGUUGGAAAGGGUCUGAUAAGACAAUUUGCACCACAUUGUAAAUGACUGAUAACAUCGUGUCCACCCCUUUUCAUAGGGGUAUUCCAACAGGGUACAAUCCCUGAGCCCGAAGGAAUGAAUCCCUAAUGGUGGAAUUUCAGGCCUCAGUGACAGGUGAGUGAGAUAUUGGUUUUAUGUGUAUGUGUGCUUAUAUAUGUGUUACUAUAUUCAGGAUGUGGCUUAAAGUAGGGUCUUUGAAUGAAAAGUAAUGGGGUAGACAGACAGAGCUGGAUCAGACUGCAAAAGGCUGUCAUCCAGUGUAGGCCUUUAGGGGUUUGUUAAGCAAUAGAAGAGCCUGGUUGAUGUCACCUAGUUGAUGUCACCAGUUAGGUAACAAGACAGUCUCCCUGGUAACUAUAGUGAAGUAGAAGAAAGGGCCUCAGAGUGAGAAUCAGAAGACCAUGUUUGCAGUCCACAGCUGACUCACUGGCUUAACUUUGGGCAAGUCUCUUCACCCCUUGGGUUAUCAGUUUCUUCAUCUGGGAAAUGGAAAUGGGCAUUCUAUCAAAUGAGGUUUAAGAGAUGUGAAAGUGCUCUGAGAAAUAGGCCAUUCUCUACAAAUGCAAGGAACAAGGAUUAGUAUCUUAAAAUGGAAAUGUCAUGAGCAGGCCUGGAGUAGAGGGUAAAAAGCAGACGCCAAGGGCAAUGGGGAGGCCUGAGAGCCUAUGUCCCUUAUACCUGGAACACCAGUCCUUCUCUCCUGGCAGGCUGCAUCUGGACUCCCAGGGCCCAUGCUUGCACACGACAUAUGAUGGCAUGAGAUAUGAACAAACGGGACUACAUGAAGACUUCGGUGCAGGAGCCCCCCCUUGACUACUCCUUCAAAAGCAUCCACGUCAUCCAAGACCUGGUAAGUGAGGAGCCAAGGACAGGGCUCCGACCACUGAGGCACUCUAAGUUGGGCAAGUCACUGACCCAGUCCCUGUGGCUGAACAACAACGUCCUCAAUGACCUGAAAGACUUCAGCCAGGUGGUCUCACAGCUGCUGGAGCAUCCAGAGAACCUGGCCUGGAUUGACUUGUCCUUCAAUGACCUGACUUCCAUUGACCCUGUCCUGACUACUUUCUUCAACCUGAGUGUCCUCUAUCUCCAUGGCAAUAGCAUCCAACGCCUUGGGGAGGUAGAUAAACUGGCUGUCCUCCCUCGACUCCGAAGCCUGACACUCCAUGGAAAUCCCAUGGAGGAAGAGAAGGGGUAUAGGCAAUACGUGCUGUGCACCCUGCCCCGUAUCACCACAUUCGACUUCAGUGGGGUGACCAAAGCAGACCGCAGCACAGCUGAAGUCUGGAAACGCAUGAACAUCAAGCCCAAGAAAGUCCGGGUCAAGCAGAAUGUUCUCUGAGUUCCCAGGACCCUAGCAGUCCUAAAAGCCUGAAGAUGGUCAGCUUGGUUUGAUAGUAAACAAUUUGAGCUGUUCAGCAGAUUAAAAGUUAUUUGUACCUUGUACAGAUGCUCUCCUACUCAAGCAAAUUCCAGGAGUUCUGGUCUUACUUCACUGAAACAAGGACGCAGAAGACCUGUGUUUGCGGCAUGGCCUUGGGAAAGUUAGCUAGCCUCUCUGGGCCUCUUUUUACUCCUCAACUCAGAUAUGCUGGGGUUAGAGCUAUCAGUAAUUUCCCAACUCUUCACAGAGUAGCAAGGUUCUGCAGAGCCGCCUGAGGCCUCCAUGACAGGAGACCAAGGAGAUGGGUUGUAGUCUCUGAACCCUCCUUAGUCACAUCAGAGUAGGUCCAGUGCUGUGUUUCUUAUUUUGGGAUUCUGCUUAAGACUUCAUUUGAUAAAAAGAUUCUUCUGCUUAAAACGUUUGUUUGCUGACUCCAGCUCAGGUGCUCCCAAGAGAACUGAUCUGACCCCCAUGCCUGCCCACUGCUCCCCGGCUGCUAGGAAUUCCACUGAGCCUAAGGCAGACCCCCCCAACAGUGACAGCUUCCCCACACUCCAGUCUGUUCAGCUUUGACACAGUCCCAUCACUAGGGAAAGGACAAGCAUCA
Messenger RNA from Loxodonta africana (African savanna elephant), 4930 nucleotides. It is a transcript of the gene LRRC51, whose product is annotated as leucine rich repeat containing 51. NCBI's taxonomy places the organism in Eukaryota, Metazoa, Chordata, Mammalia, Proboscidea, Elephantidae. Gene Ontology annotation, molecular function: protein binding. Bases 3703 to 4281 code for a protein of 192 amino acids. The transcript is spliced from 4 exons. The record is from RefSeq and is a predicted model, not a curated record.